UUUACUGUAGAAGAAGAAACAACCGAGUGGGAUCAACUAAUUUAUAUUCUAUAUAUUAAAGUAGGGCAUGGGUUAAAGAUGCGUUUCAAAGUGUGUCUGCUUGUGUCAAUAAGGUCCUGAGCUGUCGAGGUUAGUGGCGCUGUAACGCCUGUAGCCACAUUACACGAGCAAGCUAUGGAGAAAAGGUUCAGUCAGUGGAAGAAGCAGUGUGUGAGCAAGCUGGACCAGAGUAAGAAGGGCAGUGUGGAUGAGGACAUCACACAUGUAGUGUCUCUGCUCAACGGCUGUGAGGAGUACUUCACCACCAGCUCCUGCUCCGGGAGGAUCAUCCUCAUCGACGGGGCUCCAGAGAGCAGUGAAGUUCACAAACGGAACUGUGUUUGGCUGUUUGUCUCGCACCACAAAUGCAAAUCUGAUGAGCUGGUGGCUGCUCUGGCCAGCUCCAGUGGAGAUGUAGUGAUGAAGUUUGAGCCCUUUGUGCUCCAUGUACAGUGCAGGCGGCUGGAGGACGCACAGCUGCUGCACUCAGUGGCCAUCAACUCAGGCUUCAGGAACUCUGGCCUCACUGUCAGCAAGACAGGAAAAAUCAUCACGGCCGUCCGCAGCACCCACGGCCUGGAGGCUCCUCUCAGCCAUGAAGGGAAGCUCCUGGUUCCUCAUGAAUACAUCCAUUUCCUGAGUCAGACAGCCAAUCGGAAGAUGGAGGAGAACCUCCGACGCAUCCACAGGUUCUACCAGAACCUCCUGUCAGCCCUGCCUAUAGAGAAACUCCAAAUCUCAGAUCCUCCCAUCUCACAUGGAGCACAAGAGACCCCUCACAGACUGGAGACAGAGGAGGAACAGGAGAAGAAGAAAACCAGUGUGUAUGAACGGAGGCGGAAGAGAGAACUACACCAUCAGACUGACUCUUUCCAUGGUGACGGGUCUGUACCAGAGCUGGACGACUGUCUGGAUCUGUUCACAUGAGGUGUACAUAUGAAAUAUAUCACUGACUGUAACACAUUGUUUGUUUCAUUGGAGAGAGCUGGGGCCUGGAUCACCAUGGUAACCUACACUGCAGCGCAGUCAGUAGUAAACAGCCUGAGAGAUGAGCUUGCUCACUUCUACACACUCCCAAUAACAUGACAAACUAUAAAACCCUGAUGAUGAUUUAUUCAUUGUAGUUACAAAGCAGUAAAUGGGCUUCUGUGGCUCAGACUCAUGAUGCUGGAUGCUAACAAGAUAGUCUGUUUAUCUCUCCCUAGGGUUUCAGAAUGGUGUUGUGCUGCUGUCAGGCCUGUCUGUCUUAAGGCUUAAAGGGAACCAACAUAAACAUGUAAUGUCUUUAUUCUACUGCCAUAACGCUGUGCACUCAACAUGUACGUCAUAAUGACAAGGUAAAGCAAAAAUGCAGAUUCUCAUUUAUAAUGUAGACCAAAUUAAAGUAUCAUGUGUUAUCAUGGAACAUGUAUCAUCAUAACGAACGGUUUGGAAAACGCUCUAUUUGUCUUUUGGAACAGAGCACUACAACACUACUGCAUCAGACAGAACAUUAGCUGCAGACUGUCAAAGAUACCUAAAAUGAAGAUCCGGUCGCAGGAAAAUCAGACUUAGGCUAACCCUAGGAUAGGGUGGUGAUGGCCUCGUGGUCUAGUAGUACGGCUUCCAAACAGAACACCAGAUGGUUGUGAGUUCAACACCAGGGCUGCCACCAUUGUGCCCCUGAGCAAGGUACUUAACCCUGAGUUGCUCCAGGGAGACUGUCCCUGUACUUAGUUCACUGUAAGUCUCUCUGGAUAAGAGCGUCUGCUGAAUGACCUGUAAUGUAAUGUAACGUAAUGUAAUGUAAUGUAACCCAGCAACAGGACUGUGGUUCCAUCAUCCUGGCUCCAGAUGCACUCGGCUGGCAGACACAGGACAGAGUGGAGGACUCUGUGUUUUGACUCAAACGUCAAAAGUUGAUGGACAAUGUUUCCCUGACAUUUUUAAAGAUUAACACGCCGUCUUAUUAUCUGCACAGAGAAUUGUUUUUGUUGUUGCUGUUUACAUUCCUCCUGCUGCAAAUUUUUAAAAAAUGCACUACUGUUGGCUCUUAAUGUUUUCUUGUGUACCAUUAUGGACUGAGCUACAACUGCAUUUUGUUGUGUAACCCUGUGUUGCAGAAUGACAAUAAAGGAUCCUUGAAUCAAA
Messenger RNA from Cottoperca gobio, 2169 nucleotides. RefSeq names its product tRNA-yW synthesizing protein 3 homolog (S. cerevisiae) (gene tyw3). The record is from RefSeq and is a predicted model, not a curated record. Bases 175 to 966 code for a protein of 263 amino acids. NCBI's taxonomy places the organism in Eukaryota, Metazoa, Chordata, Actinopteri, Perciformes, Bovichtidae. The transcript is spliced from 6 exons.